AUGCCGGUUAUGAAGGGAUUACUGGCACCCCAAAACACCUUCCUCGACACCAUCGCCACCCGGUUUGACGGCACACAUAGUAACUUCAUCCUUGCAAAUGCUCAGGUGGCUAAAGGAUUCCCUAUUGUAUACUGCUCAGAUGGCUUCUGUGAGCUUGCUGGAUUUGCACGAACUGAAGUCAUGCAGAAGAGCUGCAGCUGUAAAUUUUUACUUGGUGCUGAAACAAAUGAGCAGAUGAUUCUUCAAAUUGAGAAAUCAUUGGAGGAAAAGGUAGAAUUCAAAGGAGAAAUCAUGUUCUAUAAGAAGAAUGGGUCUUCAUUCUGGUGCUUACUGGAUAUUGUUCCUAUAAAGAAUGAAAAAGGAGAUGUAGUACUCUUUCUGGCUUCUUUCAAAGAUAUAACAGACACAAAAGUGAAGAUUCCUGCAGAAGACAAAAAGGAAGAAAAAUGGAAAGGAAGAGGAAGAGCGGGGUCACAUUUUGAGUCAGCACGCAGACGGAGUAGAGCUGUCCUUUAUCAUAUAUCUGGACAUCUACAAAGAAGAGAGAAGAACAAAUUAAAAAUUAAUAACAAUGUUUUUGUAGAUAAACCAGCAUUUCCAGAAUACAAAGUUUCAGAUGCAAAAAAAUCCAAAUUCAUACUAUUACAUUUUAGCACUUUUAAAGCUGGCUGGGACUGGCUUAUUUUACUGGCAACGUUUUAUGUUGCUGUGACUGUACCUUACAAUGUUUGCUUUAUUGGUCAUGAUGAGCUGUCUACAACUCGAAGCACAACUGUCAGUGACAUUGCAGUGGAAAUUCUUUUUAUCAUUGAUAUUAUUUUAAAUUUCCGAACAACAUAUGUCAGCAAGUCUGGCCAAGUUAUAUUUGAAGCAAGAUCUAUUUGUAUCCACUAUGUGACUACCUGGUUUAUCAUUGAUUUAAUUGCUGCACUUCCUUUUGAUCUUCUUUAUGCUUUCAACGUCACUGUGGUUUCCCUUGUCCACCUCCUAAAGACAGUGCGGUUACUACGCCUCUUGCGUCUCCUUCAGAAGUUGGAUCGUUAUUCCCAGCACAGCACAAUUGUUCUCACACUUCUCAUGUCCAUGUUUGCCUUGCUUGCUCACUGGAUGGCCUGCAUUUGGUAUGUCAUAGGGAAAAGGGAGAUGGAACAGAAUAAUCCCCUUACCUGGGACAUAGGUUGGCUUCAUGAGCUAGGAAAACGUAUUGAGUCUCCUUACUAUGAGAAUAAUACACUAGGAGGCCCAUCUAUCAGAAGUGCCUAUAUAGCUGCUCUAUAUUUCACUCUCAGCAGCCUCACCAGUGUUGGGUUUGGAAAUGUUUCAGCCAAUACUGAUGCUGAAAAGAUCUUCUCCAUUUGCACAAUGCUUAUUGGAGCUCUGAUGCAUGCCUUGGUGUUUGGCAAUGUGACUGCCAUUAUUCAGAGGAUGUACUCCAGAUGGUCCCUUUAUCACACAAGAACCAAGGACCUGAAGGACUUUAUACGGGUCCAUCACCUGCCACAGCAGCUAAAGCAAAGGAUGCUUGAAUAUUUCCAAACCACGUGGUCUGUCAAUAAUGGAAUUGAUUCCAAUGAGCUCUUAAAAGACUUCCCAGAUGAGCUGCGUUCAGACAUCACCAUGCACUUGAACAAGGAGAUUCUGCAGCUCUCUCUUUUUGAGUGUGCUAGCCGUGGUUGCCUCAGGUCUCUGUCUCUGCAUAUCAAAACUUCUUUCUGUGCUCCCGGGGAAUACCUCCUCCGGCAGGGAGAUGCCUUGCAAGCGAUCUAUUUUGUGUGCUCAGGUUCCAUGGAAGUCCUGAAGGACAGCACGGUGCUGGCAAUUCUUGGUAAAGGAGAUUUAAUUGGAGCAAACUUAUCCAUUAGGGAUCAAGUUAUUAAAACAAAUGCAGAUGUUAAAGCUCUAACGUACUGUGACCUCCAAUGCAUUAUCCUCAAAGGCCUCUUUGAAGUGCUCGACCUUUACCCAGAGUAUGCUCACAAGUUUGUUGAAGACAUACAGCAUGAUCUCACAUACAACCUAAGAGAAGGCCAUGAAAGCGAUGUAAUAUCAAAAUUAUCAAACAAGCCUACAUUAUCUCAGACAGAGCUCAAGGGAAAUGGAAAUAUAAAGAAGAGACUUCCUUCAAUUGUGGAAGAUGAAGAUGAAGAUGAGGAGGGAGAAGAGAGCAGCACCCUGUCACCAAUCCAUACAAGAAGCACAAAUUUCUCUCAGCAGAAGAAAGCUGGAAGCAAUAAAAGCCACCUAGGGAGAAACUUGAAGCAGUUGGCAUCGGGAACGGUGCCCUUUCAUUCACCCAUCCGCGCUUGCAGUUCAAAUCCCACAAGAGCCAAACAUGAAACAGAGCUCCAUUACUACUCCAGAAGGAAGGAGAAAAACCUUAGGUUACAGCUUUCAGCACUAACCAGCAGUGGUCCACCUGACCUGAGCCCAAGAAUUGUUGAUGGUAUUGAAGAUGGAAACCAUAAUGAGGAAAAUCAAACCUUCGACUUCAGCUCCGAUCAGCUCAGGCAGGAAUCCAAGUUAUCUCCUACAAUUGGAGAGGCUGAAAUUGGUGCCGCUGUGCUUGUUAUCAAAGCAGAAGAGACGAAACAGCAGAUCUGCAGGCUUAAUAAUGAGGUCACAACUUUAACUCAAGAAGUCUCACAAUUAAGUAAGAAUAUGAAGAACGUUAUGCACCUUCUGGAGAACCUGCUCACCUCCCAGAAGACUCCAGGGCUCUGUGCUGUGCACAGCAUAUCUCGAAGUCCUACCCUGGACAGUCUUCAGUCUCAAAUGGCUUGGACUACGCAUCAACCUUGCAUGCACAUACGAGCUGGGAAAUUUACUUGCACCAAAGCACAACCUUGUUGCAGCAACACAUUACGUGACAUUUGGAAUACUGAUCUGUCCUCUGUAGGCAGCAGUCCCCAAAGAACUGAACCCAACCUGCAAAAUUCUAUGGAUGCUGAAUUUUAUUAUACACCAGGGCUUCACAAUUCCCCUUCUCAGUAUCAGGUAAUUCAGAAAGACAAUCUGCAGUUUUUAAGAUGCACCUCUCCCCAUUCAGACACUACCUUGACUCCUCUUCAGUCUAUUUCAGCAACUCUUUCUUCUUCAGUAUGUUCUUCAUCAGAGACAUCAUUACACCUCGUGCUCCCGAGCAGAUCUGAGGAAGGUAGCUUUAGCCAAGGAGCAAUCAGCUCACUAAGCCUUGAGAACCUGCCGGGAUCAUGGGACCUGGAAGGAACAGCUGGAGUCGUUUCUGCACAGACCCCAGAUUUCCCAAUAGACAUUGCGACAAGCACAAGGGAUGUUAAAGAUAAAGAUUACCAAGCCAUAGAUGUAUGA
Melopsittacus undulatus (budgerigar) is the source of this 3327-nucleotide messenger RNA. RefSeq names its product potassium voltage-gated channel subfamily H member 8 (gene KCNH8). The coding region runs from base 1 to 3327 and encodes 1108 amino acids. The transcript has 16 exons. Gene Ontology annotation, cellular component: plasma membrane. Lineage: Eukaryota; Metazoa; Chordata; Aves; Psittaciformes; Psittaculidae. Gene Ontology annotation, biological process: regulation of membrane potential; potassium ion transmembrane transport. Gene Ontology annotation, molecular function: voltage-gated potassium channel activity. The record is from RefSeq and is a predicted model, not a curated record.